Erigeron canadensis is the source of this 525-nucleotide messenger RNA. RefSeq lists its product as uncharacterized. The record is from RefSeq and is a predicted model, not a curated record. NCBI's taxonomy places the organism in Eukaryota, Viridiplantae, Streptophyta, Magnoliopsida, Asterales, Asteraceae. The transcript has a single exon. The coding region runs from base 1 to 525 and encodes 174 amino acids.
AUGGAUUUAUCUUCCUCAUCGUCUUCCUAUUGUGUACCGCCUAUUCUUUCCGACUCAUCAACGGAGAGUACUUUUGAGUUUUUCCAAAGGGUGUUAUACGCAUUUGAAGACACCGGAAGCUCUACCGACACCUGUAGGUACAUCGAUCGAAACCGACUCGAAGCCCAUGAAACACUAAUGCGUGACUAUUUUGUUGAAGACUCAAAGUUCGACGAGCCAUUUUUCCGUUUUCGCAUGAGCCAAAGGUUGUUUUUGAAGAUUGUUAAUGAUAUCGAAGCUAGGUUCGCGUACUUUCAAGAGCGAUACGACGGUCGGGGGAAAAAAUGCUUCACGGUUCUACAGAAAUGCACAUUGAUGAUCAAACAAUUGGCGACGGGUGAAACUCCAGAUUCGUAUGAUGAGUAUUUAUGUAUGGCGGAAAGAACAUCACGCGAGAGCCUCGAGUAUUUUUGUGAUGCGGUCAUUGCUUUAUACAAACUGGAGUUUUUACGUAAGCCAACAUCUCACGACCUUGCUGAUAAGUGA